Molecule: messenger RNA, 849 nt
Organism: Enhydra lutris kenyoni (northern sea otter)
Lineage: Eukaryota; Metazoa; Chordata; Mammalia; Carnivora; Mustelidae
Product: MAPK regulated corepressor interacting protein 2
Exons: 5
Coding region: 61-531 (156 amino acids)
Source: RefSeq, a predicted model, not a curated record
CGGAGGGCAGGGCAGGGCGUGCGUCCCGGGGAACGCGCGGGCGGCCGGGCCCUCCGCACCAUGUACACCAUCACCAAGGGGCCCAGCAAGCUGGUCGCGCAGCGCCGCACAGGUCCCUCGCAGCAGCAGGUGGAGAGCCGGCUCGGCGAGCUCCUGAAAUGCCGGCAGCCCGCGCCGCCGACCCCAGCGCCCCCGCGGGCGCAGCCGCCGGGACCCUGGCCCCUGUCGAGUCCAGGGCCAAGGCUUGUGUUCAAUCGGGUGAAUGGCCGGCGGCCCCCUGCCACAUCUCCAUCCCUUGAGGGAACCCAAGAGACUUAUACACUGGCCCAUGAGGAAAACGUCCGGUUUGUUUCUGAAGCUUGGCAGCAAGUGGAGCAGCAGCUGGGCAGUGGCCCAGCUGGCACUAGUGGGCCUAGGCCUGUGCAGUACGUGGAGAAGACCCCCAACCCCCGGCUGCAGAACUUCGUGCCCAUUGACCUGGACGAGUGGUGGGCGCAGCAGUUCCUGGCCAGAAUCACGAACUGCUCCUAGCUGCCUUGGAAGGAGUGUCCGUGCAGGGCCUGGCUCUGCCCUGUGGUGGACCUCGCCCCCCCGCCAGGAGAGGACGUCGGAGUCCUGUGUAGCCACUGCGGCAGACCGUCCCUCACACUGAGUCUGGCCAGGAGCCAUCCACACCUGAAGUGCCAGCAUUUGGACUUUUGCACCUGGUGACCCCUUGGACCAGCUUUCGUGUGCUGCCAGGGGCCAGGAGCUGAAUCUGUCUGACCUCAGUCCUGCUCACUGUGCCCAGGGUCCAGGCCCUGGGGCUGGCAGGGAGGAGCUCCAGGCUAAUAAAUUUGAGAAACUGCC